CUUCUCACUCAUCACAUAUAUCCUGAGGUCGCUUCAAACUCUCGAUUGACUUCUUGCUACAUUGACGGAGAUACUACUGCACUUGCACAACUACGGGCUAGCCGUCACCGACAUCGCAGCGACGUUCUAUCCUAUGGAUGCCUUCGAUGUGCUACUGAGAACAACCAGCACCUCGGGGCUCGUUCUUCGAGGCGCAGUAGUUCUAGCCGCCAUCGCGAUCAUCAUAUCCUUGAUUCGAGCGGCCGCCUCCCCGUUGAGAUCCACCCCCGGGCCCUUACUGGCACGCUUCAGUCGCAUGUGGUACCUGAAGAAAGUCUGGACCGGAGAGCUGCCACGGAUUAACGUCGAUUUGCACCGCAGAUAUGGCCCGGUGGUCCGGAUUGCUCCAAAUGAAUACUCGCUUGACGACCCUGCCGCAGUCAAAACCAUCUACGGUCUGGGAACCACAUUCACAAAGGGGCCAUGGUACACCGCAAGCGGUCUCCCUUUCAAGAAGGACUGGAACAUGUUCCAGAUUCCCGAGAAUGACAAGCAUAUCCUGAUCAGGAAGAAGCUAGCGGGAUUGUAUACAAUGUCAUCUUUGAUGAAGAUGGAAGCACAAGUUGACCAAUGCAUUGACUUAAUCGAGACGAGAUUCCGCGAGAUCGCUCGGAGCGGAACGGCCAUGGACUUGCAGGAAUGGAUGCAGUUCUAUGCCUUCGAUGUUAUUGGAAACAUAACAGUAGCGAAGCGCUUCGGGUUUCUCGACGCUGGCCGAGAUGAAAUGAACCUCAUCCGGUCUCUCGACUUCUUCCUCGUCUACGCAGCCCGUGUCGGUAUAUAUCCAGAGCUGCACAAGUUUCUGUUUCUAUACGGGGCCACAGGUGCUCAGGCAAUGGUCAAGAUUAUCAAGUUCGUAAGGGAAGAAAUGGAGCAAUAUGAAUCUGACAAACCGAUCGGCGAUGACUUCUUCCUGGCGCGUGCAUUGCGGCUGCACAAGGAAAAGCCCGACUACUUCACAGACGUUGAGAUCUAUAACACCGCCGCAGCGAAUAUUAACGCUGGAAGUGAUACAACGAGCAUUAGUCUCACAGCUAUUAUGUGGAAUCUGUUGAAGCAUCCUGAGUCUUUUGCCAAGCUACGGGCCGAAAUCGACACGAAGAUAUCGAAUGGAGAGGCCAGCGAGAGUCUUACGUUCAGCGACACGCAGAAGAUGCCUUAUCUCCAGGCAGUCAUCAAGGAGGCUUUGAGGCUGCAUCCUGCGGCGGGCCUUCCGAUGCAGAGAGUAGUUCCCAAGGGAGGAGCUCAGCUCGCGGGUCUAUUCUUUCCAGAGGGAACAUAUGUCGGAAUCAACUCUUGGGUCGCACACCGCAACUCAGAAGUCUUUGGCAGUUGCGUUGAUGACUUCAGGCCGGAAAGAUGGCUAACUGAUGACGAGGAGACCAAUCUUAAGAUGGAUCGAUACUUUCUGACGUUUGGGCACGGUGCCAGGACUUGUUUGGGCAAAAACAUAUCAAUGAUGGAGAUAUGCAAGGUUAUUCCUCAGCUGGUUCGAAAGUUUGACUUCCAGCUGGCAGAUCCAAACGCGGAGCUGAAAACAUACAACGCAUGGUUUGUGAAGCAGGCCGAUCUGAAGGUCACGGUGAGCGAGAGGGAGCUGUGUUCUUCCCUAACGCAUCAGCAAGUCCCACUGCACUGAAUUACCUGUCCUCUCAGGACCUCGGGAG
Diaporthe batatas is the source of this 1706-nucleotide messenger RNA. RefSeq lists its product as uncharacterized. Lineage: Eukaryota; Fungi; Ascomycota; Sordariomycetes; Diaporthales; Diaporthaceae. The record is from RefSeq and is a predicted model, not a curated record. Gene Ontology annotation, molecular function: monooxygenase activity; heme binding; iron ion binding. The coding region runs from base 134 to 1678 and encodes 514 amino acids. The transcript is spliced from 8 exons.